UUUGAAAGAAAACCCAUAGAGCCAUUUGAACUCGAACCUUGUGUUGUAAGCGUGGCUUGAUUUCAUUUUUCCCCCAAGAGGUUAAAGACGCAACUCAAGGAGUUCAGUGGGCUGCAGUGCCCGGUGCUGAGUGCUUGUUAUUAUCCAAUGCUGGUAUCUUUCUACGAACAGCCAAAAGUCUCACCAACUCGUAUGGCGUUGCUAUAAUAGAAGACGUUCAUCCAGGAUACUAUCAGGUAAAUGACAAGCUCACGGUCAUAUUUUAUUUAUUUAUUCUUGCUUUUAUUUAUUUCUGGCGAUGUUGAGAGCGCAAAAGACUUAAGCCAGACCGCGUUGUCUCUCGAGAUGUGCCAGGCUCCAUAGACGUUUUGGUGGGGAUCUGUCACCCAUACCAGUUUUCCAAAUCCUGACCCAUUUCUGAUCAAUGUACUUCAUUUUUCAUCCCCGAAUUAAAAAACCUUCGCCGCAUUUUCAGAGCUGGUGGUUCCCAUAUCUACAGAAGUGAAUCGCGCCAAAUCUGCUUUUAUUUUAAUACCGCCCGAUAAAAAAGGGGGGAAACGGCUGCAUGGACGUAAAUAUGCUCCUUCGGUUUCCCUUUAAACUAUACCCAGGUUUAAUCCGAACUUGAUGGCAAAAUUUACGACCUAUUUUCCGAAAAAAAAAAACAUCUUGAGUAGGCUAAUGCGACAGGAUAGUCCCCCAAGUCUGUAAGGCACGUACCUAGCUCUAACGCACACCACAAAACGGACGGGAAAACUACGUUUUCUCACCAUUUUCACCGAAGAAGCAAAAAUGCCCGUGGGUCGUGCAAAUUGGCACACACCAAUAUGUCUUUUUUUAAAGUUUAUGUUCUUUUGUUGACUUUUACUUGUCUGAUAACACCAUCUUCCAGGUUCGAACGUCUCGGAUCGGGUAUUACACGCUAAACGAGGAUCUGACAAUCGCUUCCAACACUAACAGACACGCCAUGAUUCAACAAGAUAUGGUGAUUUCCCCCCGGCUCUACCUCCGGGGAUCGGAUGAUAUGUACCGGAUCGUCCUCACGUGGGGAAGGUCCCCCAAGGAUUUAGAUUCUUAUCUCAUCACCCCGUGGCCUCAUGAACCAGACUGCCAGUCUGGGAUGGUGUUCUUUGAUGGCAAGAGGUGUCAGCAGGGAUCGCAGACAAUUGAUCUUGAUGUGGAUGCCACCGACAUGUACGGACCAGAGACAAUCACCAUGAGAGGACUGCAAUCAGAAACAUUUGGUUAUUACGUGCAUAUCUAUACCAAUGGUGUCUGCUGGGAUAAGAUAUCGGCCAAUGUCAGGAUAUAUCAAGCCUCCACUGGCGGGCUGUUAUACAAUAUCAAACAACCAGGAUGCAGUGAGAACAGAUUUGGAUAUGACAUCAAGAACUGUUCACGUUACUGGCACGUGUUCGACUUCGACGCGUCUACAGCUAAAUUCAAAAUCUACCAGAACAAGCUCAUGCACACCGCACCCAGCCUCCCAAAGAAAAGUAUUGUCAACCCUAACUGCAGUUGCCUGGUCAAGAAUGACAUUUCCAGCGAUGACGUCAUCAAUUCUGCGGAGAAGAUUUCUGCCACAGCCGAUAAUCUUAUGGUGGACAAGCUUUGCGUCAAUGAGAUGAAGAAUAUUUACGAUAACUCAAUGAAAAAGAACAUCAGGCUUAACCCUUCGGAUUUGGUGGACAAGUUAGCCAUGUUUAUUAGCGGCCAGAUUGAAGAGAAAAGACGCCUUGGAAUGAAACUCAAGGAUGUGAUUGAAAAAGGAUAUGACGAAUACAAGACUGCCAAUCGACCCAGGAUAACAAAUCUGAAAGAGAUUGCUCCAAAACAGUGCUGCCAUUACGAUGGCGAAACUAAGUACUCCACCAAGUUUCAACGAUGGGUGAACACAAAAUCGAGCUGCUGGUCUUGGCCAAGUGAGAUAAAAGAGAUGCCUGAUGCGCUUGUGUCAGCUUACGACUGGACCAGGUCUCUGGAGAAACAGAUGAUGGAAAAUGUUGAUUCCCGGUCACAAAAGGGUCAACUCAAAUGGCAAUAUUUUGCUGAUGAUGCAACAGGAUUCUUUCGAAAGUUUCCUGCUGCUUUAGUCAGUUCAUCCAAGUGUGGAACAAAAGAUGAACGACUUCAGCCAUGGUACAUAGCAGCCAUUCUGCGUCCAAAGAAUGUAGUCAUAUUAUUUGACAUCAGCUACUCCAUGAAGGAAGAAAAUAAAAUUAUAUUUGCAAGAACCGCCAUCACUCCCGUCCUGAAGGGAUUACUGCCAACAGACUUUGUUAAUGUGAUCGCCUUUGCUGAAUCAGCACUUCUGCCGGGCAUGUCACACAGUGGGGAGUCAGAUCACACUUACAAUAGCUGUUUUAAUACGCAGCUUGUACAGGCCAAUGGCCAGAAUCUACUCGACUUGAAAAGAUUUGUUCAGGAUGUGCCUCUUGCUUCCACGAAAACAUCUAACUAUUACAAUGCGAUCUCAAUGGCUUUGAAACUACUCACUGAUAUGCAGAACAACCGCGACACUCACCUGAUCUUCCUGGCUGGAAGUACGGACGUUUCCACAGAAGACAUCAGUGAUCUUUUGUCCCAAAGCAACACUACAGUCAGCGUCUACACGUACAGCUUGUUAGGAGAAUCAAACAAUUCCUCAGAGCUGAAGACACGCUCUGUUAAUAGACUGCAGGAAAUGGCUCGCACCAGCAAUGGAAAGUUUGAGAGUAUAACAGAUUAUCGUGAGCUAGCCUUUAGGAUGGGCCGCUUCUACAAGAAUAUCCCCAGCAACAACAAACAAGACGAAGGACCACGGGCAAGUGUUCUAGAUAGUUUACAACAAUAGAAGUUUGCUGUAGAAAAAUGUAGUUUUUUUUCAAAGAAUCAGUCAGCAAUUUUCAAAGUAUCACUAAUGUCUCCCCUCUUUUUUUGGUGUAUAAUCCAUUGCAAAACAGACAAGUUGCCAAAAACGUAUUUAGCAAUCACGAACCCUUUUACUUUUCAAACAAAUGAAUGUUUUAUGAAUAUGAGCUAUUGUAAGUUAGGAAGCAGCUGUAAAAAAGAGAGAGAGAAAAAAAAAAACGAAAUAUAAAUGAACAAGACGCUUUGCUGCG
Messenger RNA from Orbicella faveolata, 3101 nucleotides. RefSeq names its product VWFA and cache domain-containing protein 1-like. NCBI's taxonomy places the organism in Eukaryota, Metazoa, Cnidaria, Anthozoa, Scleractinia, Merulinidae. The record is from RefSeq and is a predicted model, not a curated record. Gene Ontology annotation, molecular function: voltage-gated calcium channel activity. Gene Ontology annotation, cellular component: voltage-gated calcium channel complex.